Panicum virgatum (switchgrass) is the source of this 1575-nucleotide messenger RNA. RefSeq names its product tetraspanin-6-like. The transcript has 2 exons. The record is from RefSeq and is a predicted model, not a curated record. Bases 536 to 1462 code for a protein of 308 amino acids. Gene Ontology annotation, cellular component: plasmodesma; plasma membrane. Gene Ontology annotation, biological process: auxin-activated signaling pathway. NCBI's taxonomy places the organism in Eukaryota, Viridiplantae, Streptophyta, Magnoliopsida, Poales, Poaceae.
UCCAGGAUUUGGUCUAGUGUUCUCUAAUAUGGAAGCUUCAAAAAUUCAAAAGCAGCAGAGCUGACUCUUCAUUCAAAAAACACAUUUGAAAGCGGGUUUAUAUAGAGUACAAAGGCAGAAAACACAGAACCGUAAGAAAACAUAUACACGUCAGGGGUAGCGCAAAGAGCUAAAAGCUUCAAUAAAAAAAAGUGAGAACGCAAGAAAGCGAGCAAAGAGCUGCCUAAGAUUUCCAAAACCAUCCCAGCAUUAUUAAAGACAUGCAGCCACAGCCCACAAAGCAAAGCCAAGCAUAGAAUACACACAGGCACACCCCUUCAAGAGGUACAUGCACAGUCACCAGGAUCAAAAAGUUAUCCAAGGGAAGAAAAGCACUCCGCUUGCACCAGACCACUCAGAGAAACGCCACUCCAAUCAGUAGAGCUGGGACAACCCAAAAUCAAGAGCAAGACCCUGCAUCAAUCAUAGCCAUAUCGUCUAAAACAAGGGCAGAGCACCCAAGAACACAGCAAGAGCAAGCAGGAACAGCAUCAAGAUGUAUCCCUACCGCUUCAGCAACUUGCUGAUCGGCUACCUCAACCUGGGGACGCUCCUCGCCUCAAUUCCGAUCAUCGGGGCAGGGCUUUGGCUGGCCAAGGGCUCCACGGCAACAUGUUCCUCGAUUCUGCAGACGCCACUCCUCGUCGUCGGCUUCGUCGUGCUCCUCAUCUCUCUUGCUGGUUUCGUGGGCGCCUGCUUCCAUGUCGCUUGGGCCCUGUGGCUGUACCUCGUCGCCAUUAUGCUCCUCAUCGCUUUCCUUCUUGGGAUCACAGCCUUCGGGUUCGCAGUCACAGCAGGAGGCGGAGGCACACAGAUUCCAGGGAGGCCUUAUAGGGAGUACCACAUCACAGACUACUCCUCAUGGCUCCAGAACCACAUGCAGGACAUGAAGUACUGGAAGCCAGCCCUUGCUUGUGUGGUUGGGUCCAAGGCCUGUGCCAAGAUUGCGAACUGGACACCCAUGGAUUACCUCCAGCAUGAUCUCACGCCAAUACAGUCCGGUUGCUGCAAACCACCAACAGCAUGCCAAUACAGUGGAGGCAUGCCCGUCGGAGCGCAGGAUGAGGACUGCUAUCGGUGGAACAAUGCCGCGAACAUCCUCUGCUACCAGUGCAACUCGUGCAAGGCUGGCGUAAUGGAGCAGAUCCGCCAGGACUGGCACAAGAUCUCGGUCCUCAACGUCAUCGUCCUCGUCGCCCUCAUCUGCAUCUGCUCCUGUGGGUGCUGCGCCUUCAGAAACGCUCGUCGCUCCUUAUCCGAGUACCCAUAUGGGGUAAACCGCAUGUCCAAGAUAAACCCACGCUGGGACUACUACUGGUACUCAGCAAAAUGUUUCAGUUGCACACUCAACUGUUUUGCAAGUUGGCAACUCUUUUUUCUUUGUAAAAUUGAUUUCAGAAUUGAAAACAUAGAAUUAUAUUAGCAAAAGUAGAAGAUGAGGAAGCUUAUGGAAAAUAAACAAACCCAUGACCAAAAAAAAACAUCAAUCAUUAAGAAUUUUUUAAUAAAGGGUAAAGGAGACAUUUCUUUUUUUUA